UGUGCGUGUGUGUAUGUGUGUGUGUGUGUGUGUGUGUGUGUGUAUGUGUGCGCGCGCGUUGUAUCUAAGUCCUGUGUGCAAUAAUGUUUUUCUGUCUGCUGAGGCUUACUUCUCCAGCCUAUUGUUUGAGACAACAGAUAUAAGUUGCGAUGGGAGAGGAGCGUCGGAUUUGGUGUGUAUCCCCCAUUUCCAAUUAUAGAUGGAUCAUUACAGACAGCGGAGUCCUGAGAAGCCAGACAUCUGCUCCUCACAUGAAUGCACUCACCUCCUAGAGACCAGGCUGCCAUCAUGCUCUGGAAACUCGUGGAGAAUGUCAAGUACGAAGACAUCUAUGAGGACCGGCACGAUGGCGUCCCAAGCCAUAGCUCGAGACUAUCUCAGCUGGGCUCUGUGUCCCAAGGCCCUUACUCGAGCGCCCCGCCGCUGUCCCACACGCCAUCAUCGGACUUCCAGCCACCCUACUUCCCACCCCCCUACCAGCCACUACCCUACCACCAGAGUCAAGACCCCUACUCCCACGUCAACGACCCCUACUCCCUGAACCCUCUGCAUCAGCCCCAGCAGCAUCCCUGGGGGCAGCGACAGCGCCAAGAAGUGGGUUCAGAAGCCGGCUCUCUACUGCCCCAGCCCCGGGCAGCCUUGCCCCAGCUCUCGGGCCUUGACCCCCGAAGGGACUACCACUCUGUCCGGCGGCCGGACGUGCUGCUACAUUCGGCACACCACGGCCUGGACGCCGGCAUGGGCGACAGCCUCUCGUUGCACGGUCUUGGGCAUCCCGGCAUGGAAGAUGUGCAGUCAGUUGAAGAUGCCAAUAACAGCGGCAUGAACCUAUUGGACCAGUCAGUCAUUAAAAAAGUUCCUGUCCCUCCCAAAUCUGUCAGUUCUCUAAUGAUGAAUAAAGAUGGCUUCUUGGGAGGAAUGUCAGUCAACACCGGCGAGGUGUUUUGCUCAGUUCCAGGCCGUUUAUCCCUGCUCAGUUCAACUUCAAAAUACAAGGUGACUGUGGGAGAAGUUCAGAGACGGCUUUCGCCCCCUGAAUGCCUCAACGCGUCUCUCCUUGGCGGCGUCCUCAGAAGAGCCAAAUCGAAAAAUGGGGGGAGAUCCUUGAGAGAAAGGCUAGAAAAAAUCGGUUUGAAUUUACCCGCGGGCAGGCGCAAAGCAGCGAAUGUCACCUUACUCACCUCCCUGGUGGAAGGGGAAGCUGUUCACUUAGCUCGGGACUUUGGGUAUAUUUGCGAAACAGAGUUUCCUGCUAAAGCCGUGUCCGAGUAUUUGAACAGACAGCACACGGACCCCAGUGACCUACACUCCAGAAAGAAUAUGCUUCUGGCCACCAAGCAACUUUGUAAAGAGUUCACGGAUCUGCUGGCGCAGGACCGGACACCGAUCGGGAACAGCCGGCCCAGCCCCAUCCUGGAGCCGGGCAUCCAAAGCUGCCUCACGCACUUCAGUCUCAUCACGCACGGCUUCGGCGCCCCAGCCAUUUGCGCUGCGCUCACGGCCCUGCAGAACUAUCUCACCGAAGCGCUCAAAGGCAUGGACAAGAUGUUCUUGAACAACACCACUAACAGGCACACGUCUGGGGAAGGCCCAGGUAGUAAAACUGGCGACAAGGAGGAGAAACACAGGAAAUGAAAAAAAAAAAAAUUAAAGAGAAGGAAAAUGUUUUAAAUACAAAAGGAAAACAGAAAAAAAAUAAUUUUAGCUUUAACAUAUUGGAUUGGCUUUGGAAGAAUUAUAUUAGGUAGAAUACACAUACAAUCAAAAUUUAAAAAAAAAAGAAAGCUAAGUAACUUUAAAAAAAUAAACUGAGGCAUCAACGGAGCGACAAACUGGCUCUCGGUGUCUAUUUCAAGAUACACAAUGGAGACAACCGUCCGGAUUUUCCACUUCGGUUCUUUCGAGUUUAGUAAUACAGAUAAUAAAAGAAAACUAUGAACCCCCCUUUUGGAAAAUAAACAUGAGACUAAACGUG
Myodes glareolus (Bank vole) is the source of this 1975-nucleotide messenger RNA. RefSeq names its product transcription factor AP-2 beta (gene Tfap2b). Gene Ontology annotation, cellular component: nucleus. Gene Ontology annotation, molecular function: RNA polymerase II transcription regulatory region sequence-specific DNA binding; DNA-binding transcription factor activity, RNA polymerase II-specific. Gene Ontology annotation, biological process: regulation of transcription by RNA polymerase II; anatomical structure development; regulation of cell population proliferation. NCBI's taxonomy places the organism in Eukaryota, Metazoa, Chordata, Mammalia, Rodentia, Cricetidae. The record is from RefSeq and is a predicted model, not a curated record.